AUGGGUUUCUUCAGUUCUGUUGGAUCCUUCUUCACCGACACGAUCCCCGAUGCCUUUUCCAGAGACGGCGCCGUGACCCGAGUAGCGGAGUCGAUCCCGGUAGUUGGCCACGUCACCGCCGGCAUCCAAGCAGCGGCCGGAAAUACCGAACACGCCAAGAGAGCAGUCGCGAAAGCCACGGGUUCGCUGGCCACCGCCGCCGGAGCUGUGGGCGGCUUCUGCGUGGGCGGCCCCGUCGGGGCGGUCGCCGGCGGUGCUGCUGCCUCGCAGCUGGGCGCACUGAUUGAGCAUGGCCUCGCAAAGACCAUCGACGACGAAAAGGUCAAGGGCGAUACGGGAGACCUGUCCGCCAAGCGCCUCAUCACCGACGCGGUUCUCGGCGGAGCUGGCGGCCUGUUGGGCGGCGGCGGCGGCCAAGCCGCGAAGGCUGUUGGCUCGGAGCUCCUCAAGGAUGGGGGCAAAGAGUUGCUCAAGGCCGGCGGCAAAGAUGCCCUGGCCAAGUUGAUGAUGAAGGCAGGCGGGACGGCAUUGGCGACUGGCGUCAGCACGGCCGCUUCUCAAGGUCUCAAAGGGGUACAACCACCACCGCGAAGCCGCGGUGACCAAGACGAAGAACAAGCGGGCCGCGACGGUAAAGACAAGGGAAAGGGAAAGGAUGAGGACAAGGAAAAGCAAGGGGGUCCGCAAAAACCUCGGCUUGUUACCCAGAAGCAACAGGAUGCCGCGACCGUGUUCAUGACGUCGGCAAAAUGGGGAAUGGAGCACUUCCAGUGUACGGCAGUGUGCCAUCCCUUCGGCAAUGUGAGCCAGUUCACUGAGGGUUAUUGCAAGAAGGGACUGUUGUGGGCCACAACCUGGGAAUAUUAUGGCUUGGCAAGAAAGCUAUGGGAUGAGGCACGGCCUACCGUCAGACCGCAAGCGAUCGAACAACUUGGAAUCGCUAACGACUCGAAGAGAAUUGGGGAGCUCGACGAGGUGCUUCACUACUGCGAUACGUAUCUCCAUGAACUGGAGAGAAGGCUUUCCGUAGAUGAGUAG
Diplodia corticola is the source of this 1038-nucleotide messenger RNA. RefSeq lists its product as uncharacterized. The transcript has 2 exons. The record is from RefSeq and is a predicted model, not a curated record. Lineage: Eukaryota; Fungi; Ascomycota; Dothideomycetes; Botryosphaeriales; Botryosphaeriaceae. The coding region runs from base 1 to 1038 and encodes 345 amino acids.